GUUGGGUUAUUAACUUAUGCCAACUACAAUAUCUACUGUGUUUCUUAUCAAAAAGAAUACUAAAUAAUAUCUCAACCUCCAGUCUCCAGUAUUGAUCUGCAUAUUCACCUCUCAGACCACAGUUCCUCCGGGAUUCAUGGAUACAAUGUUGAUCAGUGUAGCCAUGUGCAGUCUGCUAGCCUUUACUCUUGGCUUCUUUCGAAAAAUUAUAAGCAAAGCUCCUCAAAAACUUCCACCAGGACCCUAUCCUUUGCCCAUCAUCGGAAAUAUACACAAACUAGGCAAGCACCCUCACAGGUCCUUAAAUACCCUUGCUCAAGUUUACGGUCCCAUCAUGCGUCUGAAGUUAGGCUGUGUAACCACCAUAGUCAUUUCUUCAUCAAGUGCAGCUCAACAAGCCCUCCAAAAGCAAGACCUCGCCUUCUCUAAUCGUCCUAUUCCUGACGUGACACGUGGUUGCGACCAUUAUAAAUACUCAAUAGUAUUUUUGUCUGUUGGUAGUCGUUGGAGAAGUUUAAGAAAAAUUACGACUUCAUCUAUAUUAACAGCUAACAAGCUCGAUGCAAAUAAGCAUAUACGAAGUAGGAAAGUGCAUGAGCUUAUCGAAUACUGUAAGAAGUGUGGCCAGAGUAGUGAGGCUGUAGAUAUUGGUCAUGCUGCAUUUCUAACUUCGCUUAAUCUUUUGUCCAACACUAUAUUUUCAAAGGAUAUGAUAGAUCCGUAUCAGAAAUCAGAGGAGGGUAAAAAAUUAAAGGACUUGGUGUCGAACGUGACGAAGGAGGUGGGUCGGCCUAAUAUAGUAGAUUUUUUCCCCAUUCUUAAGAGAAUUGAUCCACAAGGUAUAAACCGGCGAAAUACUGGUUAUACUGAGAAGCUACUCAAAUUGUUUGAUGGUAUGAUAAAUGAGCGCUUGGAGUUGAAGAGAUCGGGAAACACCAGUGAGAAUAGUACAACAGACAUGAUGGAUGAACUGUUAACAAUAUUACAAACAAAUGAGAUCGACAGAACUCAAAUGACACACUUGUUUCUGGACUUGUUUGCUGCAGGAACAGAUACAACUUCAGGAACAGUGGAAUGGGCGAUGGCUGAGAUAUUAAAAAACCCAGAUACAAUAUUAGUGAAGGCGAAAGCUGAGCUGAACGAAGUGGUCGGGAAGGGAAAGAUUGUAAAAGAAGCGGACAUAUCUAGGUUGCCUUACUUGCAAUGUAUUGUGAAAGAGACCGGAAGAUUACACCCACUGGUUCCUUUCUUAAUACCUCGCCAAGUACAAGAAGAAGUUCAACUCUGUGGCUACACUAUUCCCAAGAAUUCGCAAGUCCUAGUCAGUGCAUGGACUAUAGGACGUGAUCCCCUGAUAUGGAAAAAUUCCUUGUUAUUCCAACCGGAGAGGUUCCUGGACUCUGAAGUUGAAAUGAACGGCCAUUUUUAUGAGCUAAUUCCAUUUGGUGCAGGUCGAAGGAAAUGUCCGGGAUUGCCAUUGGCGAUGAGGAUGGUGCCAGUGAUGUUGGGCUCCCUCAUAAAUUGCUUUGACUGGAAACUUGAAGGUGGGAUUGCACCAGAGGAAAUGGACAUGGAGGAGAAGUUCGGGAUCACUCUAGCAAAGCUUCAUCCGCUUCGUGCUGUACCAACUCAGUUCUGCCUAAUUAAUUUUAGGAUAUUAGAAUCAUCUGCUCCUUUACAUUGUCCAACUCUUUUAAGAGGCUGAGAGCCUCAUAAUAUAUGUACCUUCUUUUAUGUAUCUAUAUCUAUAUAAUAAAUAAAGGUUCAAUGGUGGAGAAUGAUUUUGUUAAUUUAUUUUGACAACAUCCCUGCUCUAGUAUAUACUACCAAAAUUGGGAUUUGGUGGGUGAGGGAAUGUGUUACUGUAUGUUACACACAUAAUUGCUAGCUAUCUAU
Messenger RNA from Daucus carota subsp. sativus, 1896 nucleotides. Its product is annotated as geraniol 8-hydroxylase. The coding region runs from base 137 to 1705 and encodes 522 amino acids. The record is from RefSeq and is a predicted model, not a curated record. Gene Ontology annotation, molecular function: iron ion binding; heme binding; oxidoreductase activity, acting on paired donors, with incorporation or reduction of molecular oxygen. Lineage: Eukaryota; Viridiplantae; Streptophyta; Magnoliopsida; Apiales; Apiaceae. The transcript has 2 exons.